Molecule: messenger RNA, 1503 nt
Organism: Eremothecium cymbalariae DBVPG#7215
Lineage: Eukaryota; Fungi; Ascomycota; Saccharomycetes; Saccharomycetales; Saccharomycetaceae
Gene: DFG16
Product: Dfg16p
Exons: 1
Coding region: 1-1503 (500 amino acids)
Biological process (GO): cellular response to pH
Cellular component (GO): plasma membrane
Source: RefSeq, a predicted model, not a curated record
AUGGGUAGUAUCUAUCCCGAUUACCCUAGGAUAGAAACUGUGAUUAUCCAGCUAGCUGCAGGCUUUAACUGCAGUGUUCGUAUGUUAACUGCGGGAAAUAUUACUGUGCACUCUGAAAAUACGGUUUCAUCCUACGUUGGCAAUAAACCAUCAUGGUUUAUAAAAUGUGGGGAUACCACUUCGUAUGCUAGGUUGAUGGAUCUGUUAGGUGAACAUUUGGUUGAUGCGGUAAGAUAUACUUUUGAAAAGGAUAGCUUUAGAGAUAGUUCAUUGAUGGUUGCUUGUGUAUUGUCAUCUGUAUGUGUUGGGUCCUGGAUGUUACUUCUGGUUCUAUUAUUGCUGCCUGUGAAUAAUCACAAUUCUAGGAAGAGGCUGGUGUUUCUUUAUGUGCUGUUCUUUGCUCUUUGGCAGACAAUUUUUCUACGGAAGGUUACAACAACUGUUUUUGAGAAGCAGUACAACGGGAAUUAUCAGAAUUCGCAUGAGCUACUUUGCAUGAUAUCCAGGUCGUUGUUGCUCAAAUAUUGUAGGAUUGUAUGCUCUAUAUUUGCAAAUCUAACGUGGCUUCAGAUAGUAUACUACAUGUUCCAUAAUUAUAAACAGUCUAGUAGUCGAUGGAUACCUCAUUGGCUUGACAACAAUAACAAGCGACUUAAAUGGAUUGGUUUCCCCUUAUUUAUUCUUCAUACCUUUGUGUGGGCGUUUAAUCUAUUCUACAACGAUCCUGAAUAUAAUCCAAUAAGCCAGACCUAUUCUCGGAAACGUAUGGGGCUUUAUGUCCCAUUUGUUUUUCUGGAAGCUCUUAUAUGCAUUCUAUUCUUAUUUUCCAUCUGCUACUACUUAUGUCAUGAUUUUGGUCAUACGCUCACAUACCAUCGGCAAAAUUAUGAUUCAGACGGGAAGGCAUCAUUUCUGGUUAGUAUGAAGCAUAUAUUAGAGGAUUACAAGCAAACGAUACCCGCACUUGUGUACAACUUCCUAAUAUUUCUAACAUUAAUUGUUACCUUCAUGAUCAAUUCAAUUGUGUUUCAUAGUGCCCUUUACUGGUUGUUCACAGUUGUAACAUUCCUGAGAGUAAUGAUAACAGUAAAUGUUUGGGGACUGAUAGGCAUUCUUGAAAAACGGGAACGGGUUGUGAGCAAAAUGACUGUUCUUGGCAGGAAGAUUACCAACCAUGACAGGUUCUUUGUUGAUCCACAUGUGAAAAUAGAAGAUAAUAAGCGAAACUCUGGCACUGAAGAACAGCAACGAAAUUUUGGAGCAAACAGUUUAACUGAUAAUAAUGCUUCUGGCUCUGAAUCAAACAUAUUCCACAUGUCUUUAUUCAAAAGGUUUCGAGACUGGGUAACGAGGUCGAAAACUUCGAAGACUACAAACACCAAGAGUAACACUGAAAACGCAGAAGAAGAAAUAUUAGAACUUCAGAGUUUAAACGCUAGAUCUGGAUGUGAUAGUAACGAAACAGAAUUAUUAAGGAACACAAUAUUUGGUCGACAAUCGUAG